Exophiala aquamarina CBS 119918 is the source of this 1383-nucleotide messenger RNA. RefSeq names its product ribosome biogenesis protein YTM1. Gene Ontology annotation, molecular function: protein binding. Gene Ontology annotation, biological process: ribosome biogenesis. The record is from RefSeq and is a predicted model, not a curated record. Gene Ontology annotation, cellular component: preribosome, large subunit precursor. The transcript has a single exon. Bases 1 to 1383 code for a protein of 460 amino acids. NCBI's taxonomy places the organism in Eukaryota, Fungi, Ascomycota, Eurotiomycetes, Chaetothyriales, Herpotrichiellaceae.
AUGGCAUCUACGUUACAAGACCCCUCGAAUGCCCUAGUUCGAGUGCGCUUAACAACGAGGGACGCAGACCUAACCCUCAACGAUACUGCCCCGAUCUUAGUUCCUACUUCCUUCCGUCGAUAUCCUCUAUCCUCUUUGGUGAACGGGUUACUUGAAAAGGAGAAGCCUAUACCGCUAGAAUUCAUUGUCAAUGGUACAUAUCUGCGAACGACCCUUGAUGAGUACCUCAGCACGAGUGGCCUCUCCACCGAGACGACGUUAGCUGUAGAAUAUGUCCGAGCUCGAAUUCCUCCUCAGUAUAUUGCCUCUUACGAACAUGAAGAUUGGGUCAGUGACGUGGACGCCGUGUCAUUGAAUUCAUCUCCAAGGAUCUUAUCUGCGAGCUACGAUGGACACCUGAGAGUUUGGAAUACUUCGGCGCAAGUAUUGGCUACAUCCCCCGGCACUCGCUUUGGGGGCCACAACUCCCUCAUAAAAUCGGCCAAAUUUGUGUCGCCAGCUCAGAUUGUGUCAGGAGGGUUUGAUAGAACAGUGCGGCUAUGGAAAUAUUCUGAAGAGGCAGAAGGAUUUUCCGCUAGCUUGAUACCUUCACUUGAGCUUUAUGGGCACAAGUCAUCUGUGGAUUUUGUGAACGCUCAUGAGGGAUCGGGUCGUAUUUUGUCUGCGUCCUCCGAUCACUCGGUUGGUUUUUGGUCGACGCGCAAAUCGGACGCACCAGCAGCGCCUGAGGAGCUUGUUCCUCGGAGCAGAGGCAAAGACGGCAAAAGGAGGAAGCUGAAUCCGGAUGUGUCGCUCCCACAGCGAGGGCCAGUGGCUAUGAUGCAACAACAUACAGGUCCAGUGUCGGCGGCCAUCUUUGAUGUCAAUGAUGCGACAGUCGGCUAUUCCAGUUCUUGGGAUCAGACAGUGCGGACAUGGGAUCUGGUGACUGCGUCUUUGGUGGAUACGAGAACAACAUCCGGUGCACUGUUUUGUGUUGAGCACAUGCCCAAUCUCCACCUUCUGGCAGCUGGCUCGGUCAGUCGUGUCAUCAAAUUGGUGGAUCCACGAGCUUCGGCCACCACCGUUGCGGCCAUGACAUUAAAAGGCCACAAGAAUUCAGUGGUCAGCCUGGCACGCGAUCCGAGCAAUGAAUACACACUCGUCAGCGGCAGCCACGACGGCACGUGCAGAGUAUGGGAUGUCCGCAGUACCCAACAAGAAAAAGAGGGAUUGGUUGGUCAAAGUCUGUACACACUGCCAAGAGCCAGUCUGAAGGGCGGACCAAGCCCUGGGGCAGGUGACGGGGUAAAGGUCUUUGGAGUCUGCUGGCACAGCGACGUGGGCAUUCUUUCCGGCGGUGAGGACAAGGUCGUCCAGGUCAAUCGCGGCGAGAAAACUUGA